This is a messenger RNA of Daldinia decipiens, 1243 nucleotides long. RefSeq lists its product as uncharacterized. The coding region runs from base 358 to 930 and encodes 190 amino acids. The record is from RefSeq and is a predicted model, not a curated record. The transcript is spliced from 3 exons. Lineage: Eukaryota; Fungi; Ascomycota; Sordariomycetes; Xylariales; Hypoxylaceae.
UAAACAGGCGAAUCAAGUUAUUUUGCAACCUAUUAAAACAAAUGGGAAGCUGAUGGAUAUGAUAAAUCAUGUUACUUAUAGGACUAAUACCACGUGUUGGUACAUUGAUCAUGCUUCAGCUCAGCUAACAUAGACUCAGUAACAUGACGUAUCGCCAUCUUCCUCACAUUCUCAUAGCCUUAGGCUUACGCAGGCACCUUAACAAGAUAGAAUAUUUAAGCCAUACCCACCCUCCCUACAAAAUCUUAGGUGGACUGGAUAUUUUCAUCUUUUUCCAACUCUGCAUCUUACGCCUGGUCUUGGCAAUACCACUGAACAUCAAAACCGCAUAAGAAAACAACUAUAAAACUAGCGGUGAUGCAUCGGGGCGGAGCAGAAAACUGGUGGCAUAGAAAUCAUAUGGAGGGAUGGCGGUUCCCUAAAAUGCCAAUCAAGAGGGAAUUAAUCUAUCGCAUCUUCCGAGCCGCGUAUCCCCAUGGCGCAUUUGUCGACGACAAUCUGAGGAUGGUAGAGCUGCGAGACAAGGAGGAAGUCUGGCAAAACCUAAAAGCCGAGAUCGACACCGCGCGCGCCGACCUCGAGCUACUCGUCUUCGACACGUACGAGACGCACGGGAUGUCCCCGAAAGACAUAGCCGCGUUUAGGAACUACUACACCCUGGUGCUGGACGACGCAGAAGGAUCCCUGUUCCGAUCGCAGAACGGACGAUAUCUUGAAUUCAGAUGCAUGGAGGAGCUGCUCGUGCGCUACAAAAUGAACUGCAAGAACAUGUGGAAGUUGCCGUCUUUCAGCCCGGGUUUCGUCAUCCCGCCGGUCGGGGGAUACAGAUACGCGGCGGAUGCUCUGGAAGUGAAGGCGGGCUCCGACUUACACUUUCUGACGAUCAAUUAUUCGAAGCUUGCAGGAGAUGUGCGGUUCCCAGUUCUGUGAAAGGACUGAUGCACACUGGAAGGGUUUACGAUUACGAUUGCUGAUACGGCUCUCUUUGCCAAUAUCGUCAUGAAUAAAUUACUGAAAUGUCUUCUGUUGUUACCGUCCGGGUGAGUAAUGGGUAGCUUGGUGGGAGGAGCUUAGGUCGUAGGUAUUAGAAUAUGCAAGAGUAUGAUGAUGUAGGCACUUCUAUGUCUGAAGUACUAUGUAGUACCUUCAAGAUGGCGCGCCGGUCUUUAGGGUCGGAGUAUAAGAGCGAAUAGGGGCAUAGUUUCCAGAGUCUGGUAUAUAGAGCUUCCGGGGUAUAAGCAAU